AUGGAUUUUAAGAGAUGGAUGUAUUGUAAGUCUCAGUAAAUGUUGUUCCUUCACUGAGACAAUGGUCUUAAUUUUUUUAAAUUGUUCUGUUUUAAUACAAAAUAACAGUACAUAAAAUAAUUGCUUUGUUUUGUGCAGCGUUGAACAGAUCUGACAUCAAUCAGAGCAGCAGAUGAUCACAACCUGUUAAUAAGUGUAGACAUUACUUUAGCCAGGAAGAAGAGAGGAUCCGUGGAUGAAGACCUUGAAGAAGUAAUACCAGAUUGAGUGAAGGGUGAAUUAAUCCAUAACUUUGUUCCUAAAUUGCUCUGUUUCAUCAUGAGUUUAAACUGCUUCCAAUGGCCUUCUAAAUCUUCUGGAAACAGUAAAACCACUCUUGAGAAAGGGGGUAAAAACCCACCUGAUGUCACUUUAGAUCAUGUAGCUAAGGAUUUGUUGUUGUAUUUUAAUGAGUUUGAGCAAAUACCUGAGAUUAAAACAAAGAUUGAAAAGAAAUACGAUGUUAAAAAUGAGCAUGGACAUAAUUGCUGGCCAGCUGAUGAUAUCAAACGAGCUUGGGGAAAAACACAAAGAAUGGAUAUGAAAUCAAGCAGAAGAAAACACUGGGCUUGUGUGAUAUUGCUGCAGGUGUUAAAACAAUUCAUUUGUGAUGAGAGUGAACAAAACGCAGCACAGGAGGAAUCCAGUGUUGCACCAGAAAAUCAGUCUAUAACGUCUAGCACAGACAAAGAUCCUGAGGUAAAUUCAAACGAUAGUGAAACCAGUGACUCUGAAUCGGUGAAUGAGAACGAGGAUGAUUCAGUUAACAACUGUGAGCAGCAAACAUUACAUGAAAAGUUUGAGUUGUGUGUAGCAGAUGUGCAUGAUAAAGAGAAUGUAAGCUGUGAAAAUGUUCUUCGGUCAACAAAUAUUAAUCUAGUUCAUGGCAAAGUACCAAGAAUGAAAAGAAACUCAGAAGACAGAUCAUCUCAAAGCAAUGUGCUGAAGAGAGGGAGAGCUGCUCGGGGAGCUAAGCUUUCUAAAAAUAUUAAGGCUGCAAAAGCAUCUCCAGCCGGGAGAAAUGGCAGUGGGAGUUAUCGUGGCGCUCCCAAAGGCCCCUCCAGGACUGAUGACAGUGCAGCAUUAGAAAGUAAAAAAGAUAAAUCCACCACCUGCAUACGUAUCCCAUUCACACAACUGUUUGACAGUGAUUCAAAAAAAAUCUCAAUGCUUUGUGAUGAUGAUGACUCUAACUAUAAAUUAAUAGAUGGAUUACCUUCAAACACUAAAGAAAGUACUGAAACAGAGAUAAGGAAGAGAAAAUCUUAUGUCAUGUCAUUCGACAAAGACAAAAAUAAUGCUACAUGGGUCUAUGAGAUAUUUAACAUUCACACUUUAAAUGUUUUAAAGAAACAAGCAUUUAUUAAGGAUGAGGACACACCAGAAACACACCAUCCAGUUUCAAGCAAUAAAGUACCUGAGAAGAACUAUGAAAGAGGUCAUCUUGCUGCAGCUGCCAAUCACAAGUGGUGUCAAGAAGCCUAUAAGGACACUUUUUAUUUGAGCAACAUCACACCACAGGUGAUGAAAUUAAACAGGGGCUUGUGGAAAUUUCUGGAGAAGGAGUGUCGAAAUAAAAUACUGAUCGAUUCAGUCAAUAAUGUCCAUGUGUACACUGGACCACUUUACCUACCUGAACAAUCAGAAUAUAAGGUGGUAUUUGAUAAAGUAGUACCAACUCACUACUUUAAGGUGAUAAUUGUGGAGAAUAAAAAUGGGACAGUAGAAGAGCCAGAAUGCUAUCUGAUGCCUAAUGAUGAAUCAAAAUACCCAGAAGAAUCAAAAGACAGCGAAGAACAAACUAACGCAAAGGAAAAAUAUGAAAAAAAAAUAGAAGAAUUAAGCAAAUACAAGAAGACCAUUCAAGAAAUUCAGAAAAUAUCUAAACUGAAAUUUACUGUAAACAAACUCAAACUGACAUACUGUAGAAAGAGGGGGACGUGGACAGGAAACCAAGGGAAAAAAACUGUUGCACUAGACAUCAAAAUGAUCAAUUAACCACACUGAAUCAACAUCACUUUUGCACCUGCAAUUAAUGUAGAUAAAUGUUGAAAUUUAAUGCCAUUGAAUCAAUGUUACAAUGUGAUGUUGGCUCAACAUCAUGCUUGCACAACUACAACUGAUUAAAAAAGCCACACAUCCUGAAAUCAGUUGUAGAAAAGAGAAGACAAUAAAUCUCUGAAUAUCCCAGCAGAGGAUUAUUACUAUUAACUUUAUUUCUGUCAGACGUGUACAAAGUUUCUUAGAACAGAGGUUUAGAUAAUGAUGAUUUAUUGAGUUAAAUUCCCUUAUUACAAAAAAAAAAAAAAAAAAAAAAAAAACACAACAAGUUUAACAAGUUAACAGUUUAUUAAAAUCUUGAAUGUAUAGAUGGGUGCACACUUCUCAUAUUCUUUGCUGAUUAACUUUAACUGAGUCCAAGAUUGCUCGAGUCCAUGGAGUGAUGGUCGCAUUCCAUGUGGCACCAGACAAAGGGAGAGGCGGUGCUUCAAUCUCCUAAUUUGUGCUGUGCCAGAGGAAGUUGGACUGUACCAUCAUGUUUUGAGUUAGAGGGGAUCUUUGGUGUUAUGUUAUUUUGUUAUGUCAUUCAAUCUUUUUGUUGGGUUGAGUAUUUUCUUCGAUUAUUUUAGAUGAUUGUAUUAUGUUUGGUAUGAUGGCAUAUAUUCUGUGAUUUUUGUUAUUUUGUUUGAGUUUAUUUGGUAAAGUUAUUAUUUGAUAUUUACAGGGGAGAGUUACUUUACUUUGCUUGUUUAUUUUUUGUUAUUUUAUUUUAUAUACUUUGGAAAUGAUUUUCAACUUCCCUGUUAAGUUUAUUCUUUUUGUUGGAACAAAUAAACCCUGCUCAUUUCACCUACUACCUGUCCAGUUUGUUCUUGGCCACACCACCACAGUUAGUUUUAGGUUAUUGUCCAUGAUGCAGCUUAAGAAAUAACAGUGUUAAGAUUAAUUUGAACAAAAAUGUUUAUACUACUUUAUCAAGCAGACAUCAUGAAUCUCAACAAUGGUGACAAUCAACAGAUUUGGAUAAACAGAUCAACUCUGAAUAUCACAAAACAAGAAAAAAAUAAAAGCAAAAUAAAAACAAGUAAAA
This is a messenger RNA of Megalobrama amblycephala (Wuchang bream), 3130 nucleotides long. RefSeq lists its product as uncharacterized. The transcript is spliced from 2 exons. Lineage: Eukaryota; Metazoa; Chordata; Actinopteri; Cypriniformes; Xenocyprididae. The record is from RefSeq and is a predicted model, not a curated record. Gene Ontology annotation, cellular component: nucleus; mitochondrial inner membrane. Gene Ontology annotation, biological process: apoptotic DNA fragmentation. Gene Ontology annotation, molecular function: RNA endonuclease activity; metal ion binding; nucleic acid binding. The coding region runs from base 319 to 2037 and encodes 572 amino acids.